Sporothrix schenckii 1099-18 is the source of this 411-nucleotide messenger RNA. RefSeq lists its product as uncharacterized. Bases 1 to 411 code for a protein of 136 amino acids. NCBI's taxonomy places the organism in Eukaryota, Fungi, Ascomycota, Sordariomycetes, Ophiostomatales, Ophiostomataceae. The transcript has a single exon. The record is from RefSeq and is a predicted model, not a curated record.
AUGACAAUUGGCACACUCUGUUGGAGUGGUCUCCCCACUGUCUCGACCUUUUCUCAGACCAGCCUAAACCGUCUUCGACCCGCAACAGGCGUAUCUUCAAGAUUACUACUGCCCCGAGUUACCCGCCCUCAAACGAUACCAGGUCCCUCGGGGCGACUGACACUCCCACAACCUCCGUCCCCAAGACCAAGACCGGACCCCGUGAACUGGUCCCCUUAUAUGAACGGCGUUUCAAUUGACCCUCCCGCGACUAAGUUUGACCCCGAAUCUGACUCAGACUUCGACAAGGAAUCAGACCACAUAAACUUUGGGGUGGUGGAGAGCUCGGACGAGGAGGACGAGGAAGAUGAUGAUGACGUUGAGGAAGAAGGAAAAGAAGACAAAGAUGAGGAGACCAAGGUGACGCCUUGA